Messenger RNA from Akanthomyces muscarius, 1719 nucleotides. RefSeq lists its product as uncharacterized. The record is from RefSeq and is a predicted model, not a curated record. Gene Ontology annotation, biological process: transmembrane transport. The coding region runs from base 1 to 1719 and encodes 572 amino acids. The transcript has 5 exons. Gene Ontology annotation, molecular function: transmembrane transporter activity. Lineage: Eukaryota; Fungi; Ascomycota; Sordariomycetes; Hypocreales; Cordycipitaceae.
AUGGGCUUUCCAUUCCUUACAAAGCCUAAAGAGGCACCGCCGAACAAAGACGCACCACCAGUCAAAGAGGCGCCUGUAAUAUGUCCUUUUGAUGAGGAACCACAGCCUCCCCCCGGAGCAUCUCCUGCGCGCUUCUGGCUUCUGAGUACUGGCAUCUGUCUCGGAUUGUUUCUGUCUAUUAUCGAUUCUUCCAUAGUGGCGACAGCUCUUUACACCAUCGGCAGCGACUUUCGAGACCAUCGCGCCAUCAACUGGGUUGCUCUCGCCUAUACCUUAGCCUACCUCGGAUGCGCGGUGGCCUUCGCUCAUCUUUCAGAUGUCAUUGGCAGACGCAAUGCAUUUAUUCUAGCAUAUGUGAUAUUUUUCGCGUUUUCUCUGGCUAGUGGUUUUGCACAAAACCUUCGCCAGCUUAUUGCCUUCCGAACAAUCCAGGGCAUCGGGGGCUCAGGACUGUACUCCUUGACCAUGAUCAUUCUGCCAGAGACCUGCCCCCCCAGUCGCAUAAAAUUCAUUGGUCCUAUGAUCGGCAUGGUCAUAGCUGUUUCUGGCGUUCUCGGGCCUGUUUUGGGCGGCGUCUUGACCCAAUAUACACAGUGGCGCUGGAUCUUUUGGAUCAACGGUCCCAUCGGCGCGAUGUCGAUGAUCCUUUUCGUGCUCAGCUGGCCCAGCAAAGAGCAGCACAACCCUGCAAACCGCCUGAAAUGGAAGGACUUCGAUUUCUUUGGCACCUUCCUCAUUGUUGUCGCCUCGGUUCUAGUUGUGUUUGCUUUCCAAAACGCCGGAGAGUCUCUUUAUGAUGCUUUCAAUAGCUCCAGUUUUAUCGCCCCGAUCACCAUUGGCUUGAUAUGCUGGGUUGCUGUAUUCGCUUGGGCAGUUCUGGUGGAUAAUGGCCAAUUUGGAAAACACCUUGUGCCUGCCGUCCCUUUCAGAUUGUUUCGAAACCGACAUUAUACUUCUGCGGCUCUCACCACUUUGCUGAUCGGCUAUCCCUAUCUGCAGAUCAUCUUCACAUUCCCGACUCGCGCUCAGGUUGUAAGUGGUAAAACUGUUUUGGUCAGUGGACUUGAGCUGCUUCCUAUGAUCGGAGGUUCGGCCAUUGGGAGCAUUACCAGUGGAGCGGUGAAUAGCAAGAAGAAUUUUCUUUUUGAGACGAUUGCCACUGGUUGCUGUCUCACCUUGCUUGGGUGCGGACUUCUGUCUACAGUUCAUGGACAUGAAGAUGAUGCCAAAGCGCUAGGCUUUUUAGUCUUUCCUGGACUGGGAUUCGGGCUGUCCACUGCUGCAGCCACAAUGUUGGUCACCUUCGAAGCAUCCAUCGCUGACGCUGCUCCAGCACACGGUAUUCUGGCUCAGAUGAGAAUCUUGGGUGGAAGCAUUGGUAUUGCUACUGCUUCGAUUCUUCUUCGGAACAAAAAGGCAGCGGCGGUGGGCGGCCACGUCCCGCCUAACGAUAUAGGACAUCCCGGCGAAGGCGUCGGACGUUUCGAUUCACAUAAGCAUAAUCCCGUCGUUUCGGCCUAUUCGGAAGCUUUCCGAGAUGGAAUGCGAAUAUGCAGCAUAAUUGCCGGCAUUGCAGUCCUGGUGUCCAUUUUGGGCUUCCGUCGAACGCGAAUGGAUAUGAACGAACAGCGUGCGAAGCUGUUUCGCGAAGAGGAGAUGCGACGUGCUAAUGAACAUGCACAGAGCAGCGAAAGCGUCGGAACUGCGCGAAAGCGAUAG